AUGGCAAAUCUUGUGUUAACCAUAAUUAGUCUUCUUGCCAUUGGAUGGACACUUGUCCACGCUGGUGAACCUAGCCCGCUUCAAGAUUUCUGCGUAGCAGACUUCGAUAGUCCAGUGAGAGUGAAUGGUCAUGCAUGUCUAGACCCUAAAAAGGUAACAGCUGAUCACUUCUUCUUCGAAGGACUACAUAAACCUGGAAACACAUCAAAUCCCUUGGGGUCCUUCAUAAACCGGCCGACCGUGGAUGAAAUUCCCGGCCUCAACACUCUAGGCAUCUCCACCGUACGAGUUGACUAUGCACCACGUGGCAUUGUUCCUCCCCAUCGACACCCUCGGGCAUCGGAAAUUUUGACAGUGUUGGAGGGGGAAGUUAUUUGUUAUUAA
Molecule: messenger RNA, 384 nt
Organism: Fraxinus pennsylvanica
Lineage: Eukaryota; Viridiplantae; Streptophyta; Magnoliopsida; Lamiales; Oleaceae
Source: the annotation of a GenBank genome assembly